GUCAGUUCCCUCUCCUUCACACCACCAGUGUCUACGCAGCGGCCGCAGGGGAAGGACCUCGAGUGCUGUGACGUACCGUAACAUGGAUCCAGAUUUAUAGGUGGAAUUAAUACGACAUUGUAUGGACAUUGUAUUGAUCUCUCCUGGGACUACUGACAUUCAUUCAUACCUUGGAUGCGAAUCAUAUUAGGCGAAUUGAUUGGAUUUGUUUUGGACAACCUACGAGGGUUAGUCUACGCGAGGAGACAAGUGCGCAGAUAUAACCGGGGAAAUAAGCCAAGAACGACAGCAAAAAAGGUGUUUUGGUGAAAGAAACAGUACUGCUCUGCAGUUGUCCGCUGAGUGUGAGAAAUUCUGCUGUCGCAAAAUGGAAUCUUAACUUGAGUGUGUGAGGAGAAUGUUAAUGAACGUCGCGCUGCGUCCUAGCGACGCGGGCACUCUCCCUCUCUGCUGCUAAGGCGAAAGCGGAGCCAAUCUUUUAACCGGAGCGCGCAAAGGGGCUCGUCAAUGACUUAAAACUGUUAUCAAUAUCAUCGUUCUUUUUCGUCUUAUGAAUUCGCUUAUGUGUUUUUGAGCAUUGGAACGCUAUAUUCUGAGAGGGUGCGCAGAAGGGUCAUACGGUCCUUCCACCUGCCAUUGAAAAUGGGCAACAGUUUCUCCAACAUAUCUGCCUUCCAGUCCCUGCAUAUUGUGAUGCUGGGGUUGGAUUCCGCUGGCAAAACGACUGUUCUGUACCGACUCAAAUUCAACGAAUUUGUAAAUACUGUGCCAACGAUCGGAUUCAACACGGAGAAAAUCAAAUUGAGUAAUGGCACGGCAAAGGGGAUUAGUUGUCACUUCUGGGAUGUCGGAGGCCAGGAGAAGCUACGGCCUCUGUGGAAGUCUUACAGUCGUUGCACAGACGGUAUAAUUUAUGUUGUAGACUCGGUAGACGUCGACCGUUUAGAGGAAGCCAAAACAGAAUUGCAUAAAGUCACAAAAUUCGCCGAAAACCAGGGAACACCCCUGCUGGUGAUAGCCAACAAGCAGGACCUGCCCAAAUCUCUUCCAGUUGCGGACAUCGAGAAACAGUUGGCUCUCCACGAGCUUACACCAUCCACCACCUAUCACGUCCAACCUGCUUGUGCCAUAAUUGGCGAGGGACUUCACGAGGGCAUGGACAAACUGUAUGAAAUGAUAGUGAAAAGAAGGAAAUCUUUAAAGCAAAAGAAGAAACGAUAACGACCGUUUAGGUUGUGUGGACAUGACAAGAAAGAAAUACUGUUAACUAAAUGCUAUUCGGGUAUGCCAUUGUUGCCCUAUGAAAGGUUUACUUUGCAGUGAUCUUUGUAUUUCCUUUUCAUUUUGUUUGUUGUCCAAGUGGCUGACGCUGUGAACCCUACUGAAUGAUGCUUUUGCACGUAUGAGGGUGCCUCUGAGUGCGGGAUAUUUACCAAGGUUAACCAAAAAAAGAAAACUUGAAAUUACUUUUAUCGAUCUUACGAACAAAAAGCAUUGAUACAUGACAACGGGCUGGCCCGUGAAUUGCUGCUUUACCAUGCAUUUUCAACAGUAGCUCGACAUUUUAUUUUGAAGAAAAAAAGCUUCAAUCCAGUAGCAUUAGUACUGUUAAGGACAUUCGGACAUUCUAUCAACAGGUCUUCGAGGAAUGCUUCUGUGGAGAAAAUAACAAGUUUUAUUUUGCACGAGAGGUGGGUCAUUUUGACCCCGGCUCAUUCAGAAAGAGACUGAAGCUAAGAGAUGUUGUUUUUUUGAAUCUCUCAGUGAUUCAGAUUCAGUAAACCGGGUUGAGGAACGUUGAAGUAGCCUUUACUAUGCGUGGUGGACUAAGGAGAAAAUUGCCUGCUAAAUGUAGUCCACUACUUUGCACUUUUCAUUUCCUAACAAAAAUAGUAGAGUACUACACUGUAUAGCAAAGCAAGCCCAGGCUGUUUAUGUACUAGAAAGCCAAAAUUGAAGUAUUUUUUGAUCAUUAAAAGAUUUAAAAGCA
Molecule: messenger RNA, 1990 nt
Organism: Osmerus eperlanus (European smelt)
Lineage: Eukaryota; Metazoa; Chordata; Actinopteri; Osmeriformes; Osmeridae
Gene: arl4cb
Product: ADP-ribosylation factor-like 4Cb
Exons: 1
Coding region: 643-1221 (192 amino acids)
Biological process (GO): intracellular protein transport; endocytic recycling
Cellular component (GO): plasma membrane; cytoplasm
Molecular function (GO): GTPase activity; GTP binding
Source: RefSeq, a predicted model, not a curated record